AUGUUUAACUUUGAAUAUUUAAACUAAGCCUUUUAUACUCUUCAUGACGAUAUGAUUGGAACCUUUUUUGUUUCAUUAGUUAUGAAUAAGGUUAUGGCUGAAAUUAUAAAGGAGCUACAAUUUAUAAACUGUAGUGAAUUUCUGAGAUUAUUAUUUUAAAUAAUGAGUAUUAACAAUAAAAAUUAUCUCUUAGAAACCUUUCCUAAUUAUCUUCAUAUUCAACUUGAUUAAUUGGCAGAAAGAGCAAAUAACCAUGAUAAGUAGAUUGUAUAUUUUAAGUUAGGCAUGAGAGAAUAAAAUAAAUAAUAGAGUAUUUUUGUGAACUAAAAAAUUUGGCAAUGGCUUUGGCAACAAAAUUAAAAACAUAAGAAGGGUUUAUGUUAUAUUCUAAAAUAAUUUCAGAUGACUACAUAAUUGAAUUUAAAGAUAUUCAAUCAUGUCAUCAAAGAAAAAAUGAAAUUAUCUAUUUUUAAGCUUGGGUAUUUGCAAACUUAAACCAAGUAUUUAUAAUAUAGAUGUUUAGAUUGACUUGUAUUUGUUAUAAACAUUUUUAAGAUUCUAAUGUAUUUUAGUGUAAUUUGAGUGCAAAAAAUAUUUCGAAAUCUAAAAUUUAGAUUAUAAAUAGAAGUAUGGAGGUGAUCUUAUUAAAAUAUUCUUGUUGCUUUAAACUUAAUAAUAAGAUUAUCAAAUGAAACCUGAUAGUUUCUUUUAUUGUAUAAUAUCAAAUUGCAAAAGUAAGAAUAACUAAUUCAUAACUUAUCUAAAUAAAUUUUUUAAAGGGAAAAAUAUGUAAUAAUGCAAUGCUUUUCUUGAUGAAUAGAAAUAAACUUAAAAGGUAUCAGCUGAAAAAAGAAGACAAUUUAAGAAAUUCAAAGAUGAUGAAAUAUCUAAGAAAGAUUCUUUAAAAGAUUCAUAAUAAAUGUCUUAACAAAUAUCUUAAUAAAUUUCAUAAUAAAUAUCUUAAAUAAUUCCUUAGACUUAAUAAACUUCAAAAACAAUAGUAAGAACUUAAUCAUUAAUUUAAUAUAAAUCAAAUGAAUCAUUAAAUCAAUUCAGCAAACCAUAGUAAAAUUCAAAAGAUAUCAUUACAAAUAAUAUCUUGAGACGACCAUCAAUGACUACAAGAACUAUAAAAGAAGGAAUAAAUCAUAAAUAUAAGGUAAUUUUGUUUUAUUAAUGAGAGUGAAGCGAGAAAAUGAAUUUAGACAGUAGAGACAGUUGCAGUAAGAAGUAAGCAAACAAAACUUUUUUAAUGAAGAAGUGAGAAGUAGAAAGGUUGAAAAUGAUAAAAAACGAGUUAAUACAUGUUGGAAUUCUGAUUGUUUAGCACCAGAAACACCAGAAUUAUUUAGUGAUUGAU
Messenger RNA from Paramecium pentaurelia, 1360 nucleotides. The record is from the annotation of a GenBank genome assembly. Lineage: Eukaryota; Ciliophora; Oligohymenophorea; Peniculida; Parameciidae.